CUCCAAGCUCCGCCCUCCGUCGCAUCUCGUCACUCCGCCAUACGUCGCUUCUCUUUCUUCAGCUGGCGCCGUCCCUUCACUGCUGCAUUUUCACAUUAAUAUUACUAGCUUUGUCCGGUAGCUUUGAAUGGCGAGUGACGAUGAUCCAGUGAAGAAGAACCAAAUUGUAGAGGCGAGAGCAAGAAGCAUCAGUCACAAUGUAAGGUGUACAGAGUGUGGGAGUCAAUCCAUUGAAGAAUCUCAAGCAGACGUUGCAAUUCUGCUCAGAAAGUUAAUUCGAGAUGAAAUUCGGUCCGGAAAGUCUGACAAGGAGAUCUACAAGAAACUCGAGGAUGAUUUUGGCGAGACUGUACUUUAUGCACCAAAGUUUGAUAUGCAAACAGCAGCUUUGUGGUUAUCACCGGUGCUAUUUGCAGGUGCAGCUGCUGGAGUAUGGGCUUACAGUAAGCAUAGACAAAAGACUAAUGUUCAUAUCAUGGCUUUGAAUCUUGUUAGAGGCAUUCCAUUGACUCCAAGAGAGAAGGAAACCAUGCUUGAUGUUCUUACACCGCCUCCUUCUCAGGUAGCAAGAACUUCUUCGUGGUGGCGGAGAUGGCGAGGUCAAUGAUCCCGUUGAUUAUAUCAUCCUGUAAUGGCUCUAAUCCUUGCUUGGGUAACUUGGUGAAUUUUAUGGAUAGAAAGAAAUAAAAUAUCAAGUUGAAGAGAAAAUUUGAUGUAAUUUAUUAAGGUAGAAUCAGUAAUUCAUUUCCAAGACAAUGUUAUUAGUGGCAUUUACAUAGACUAUGAUGUAUUGUCAAAUAUUUUAAUAGUGUUUUACUAUUAAAAAAGUUAUAAGGGGAAUUGUAGCACUU
This is a messenger RNA of Arachis duranensis, 851 nucleotides long. Its product is annotated as cytochrome c-type biogenesis CcmH-like mitochondrial protein. The record is from RefSeq and is a predicted model, not a curated record. The transcript has 4 exons. The coding region runs from base 128 to 607 and encodes 159 amino acids. NCBI's taxonomy places the organism in Eukaryota, Viridiplantae, Streptophyta, Magnoliopsida, Fabales, Fabaceae.